Molecule: messenger RNA, 342 nt
Organism: Juglans regia (Persian walnut)
Lineage: Eukaryota; Viridiplantae; Streptophyta; Magnoliopsida; Fagales; Juglandaceae
Exons: 1
Coding region: 1-342 (113 amino acids)
Source: RefSeq, a predicted model, not a curated record
AUGGCAGCAAGCGGGGGAACAAGCGGACGAGAUCACUGGGGUAGGCUUGUGGACGAGAACAUGAUUGUGCUCCGGUUGCGGAUUAGGGAGAUGAAGAUCUCAGAGACGAAUUACGAGCCACCUUUGAACUGGAUGGAGUGGGAGAAGCAAUAUUCUUUGCGUUACAACGAGGAUAUUUCUGAAGCAUUAGGGUUGCUGCAAAAUUAUUUGAUGAAUACUAGACCAGGUUUGGCUUUUGGGAUGGUGGCAGUUGUUUUUUUGAGUGUACUCCUAUCUUCUGGGGUGGCCUUGAUUCAUGCAAUAGAGAUAGCUAAGAGGAUCUUAUCGAUCUGGCCAGUUUAA